This is a messenger RNA of Cylas formicarius (sweet potato weevil), 721 nucleotides long. RefSeq lists its product as uncharacterized. Lineage: Eukaryota; Metazoa; Arthropoda; Insecta; Coleoptera; Brentidae. The record is from RefSeq and is a predicted model, not a curated record. The coding region runs from base 136 to 594 and encodes 152 amino acids. The transcript is spliced from 2 exons.
UCAAAAACAAAGACAGAAAACAAUAUGUGGACGCUGUUGACAGAAUUCCCUAUUCCCAAUUCUAAUCUGAAGUAACCGCAGGGUUUGUUUCUUUUCCGCUCUAGAAAAUUAUAUCAAAUCUAGUAUUUAAGGGGAAUGAGAAGAAAUUCCAGAGUUAGUUUAACGCCGUUCUCGACAGACAAUACAAUGAUAUCGUUUUUCGGUUUCGUUAUAUUCAUUUCCAUAUGUUCCGCUCAUGCACAGGAUCCGAGGAAGCGAAUCAUACUCGAUGUCAGCGGAGACAUGCUACCAACAUGUGCGGAACAUCUCUGUAUGAAACGAUCCGGAAGUCAAAACGAAUUAGGUCCGUUUUGGGCCAAUCGCGGCAAAAAAGAUCCAAAAUAUCUACAGGAAAAAUUUUUCGUGGACGAGCCGCGCUGGAUUUUGAUUCACAAGGACUACGAUCCGAUGCCAUUUUAUACGACCAGGGGCAAGAAACGUUCUAACACUUUGUAUGAUAAUUUUCAAGACAGGCAAAGACGCGUGUACGCCGACGAUGAAUCUGACGUUGCGUUUUUCGCCGCCAGAGGGAAAAAAUUCAUCGAGAAAAUUUGAACCGAUCAGUUUGACGAUUAAAAAAAACACGCUAAGCAUCACGAUGACCGGAACUUUGUCGAUUUACCAUUACUUAAUAAAUUGAGCAAAUUAAUCGCGGUUUAUUUUAUUUGUAGCUAAAAACAAA